Trichoderma atroviride IMI 206040 is the source of this 1655-nucleotide messenger RNA. RefSeq lists its product as uncharacterized. Lineage: Eukaryota; Fungi; Ascomycota; Sordariomycetes; Hypocreales; Hypocreaceae. The record is from RefSeq and is a predicted model, not a curated record.
UGCCGCUCGCACAUUCAUCUCCCCCAUCUCUGCUCUCUUCCAUUUCUCAAAACUUCUCUCAUCCACGAUCACGGCCAGUCAAAUCACCAAGAGUCCAACUCUUUCAAGUCGCCUCGUCGCCCUAUCGCCACUCUUUGUUCUUUGUUUGCCUCGUCUUUCGUUGCGCAUUUGUAUCGCCCAGAACAUCAGUUCGAAAUUUUGACAACAUCAACACCAAGAUGAAGUCCGUCGUUAUCGCUCUUUGCACCUUCGUGGCGGCCGCUGCCGCUCAGGGCUCGCCCAACCUUGCCGCCUGCGGUCAAACCUGCGCCACUAACAUGCUGGAUGCCGACAAAGCUGAGGAGCUGGGCUGCAAGCAGAAUGACCUGAAGUGCCUCUGUGCCAACAAAAACUUCCUUUACGGCCUCCGAGACUGCUCUGCAGCUAUUUGCUCGGCUGAGGAUGCCAAAAAGGUUGUUGAAUACGGCAUCAGCAUAUGUGCUUCGGCCGGAGUUGCGAUCCAGACAAGCACUGGAGGCGGAAAUGGUGGUGCCAGCAACACUGGAAGUGCAUCUGGCUCCGUUGUUAGCGGUGAAUCGACAAUUGCCACCGCUGUUUCUUCUGGUUCUGCUGCCGCAUCUGGCAAAGUGUCCACAAUCUUCAGUACCCUCACUUCUGAUGGUGAGACCAUUACUACUGGUAUCGCCACCACUAUUGUCAGCAAUCUGAGCGGAGGAAGCGCCAGCGGUGGUGCUGGUGCUUCUGGCCAAGUUUCUACCAUCGCCACCACUGUCACUGAAUCUGACGGCAGUGUUGAGACAAAAACCAGUGAGGUGACUUUGUCUGGCUCUGCCACUGCCACGGGUACUGGCGCGCACCAGACCGACAGUGCAGUCUUGACUACCGUGACGUCUGAUGGCUCUGCUAUCGUCAAGACUCUGACCACAAUUCACAAGACGACUAGCGAGACGGAGAGCGCUUCAGCCACUGAAACUGAAACCGUCACAAAGCCCGAGUCCAGCUCUAGCUCUGAGGGCGAAGCCACUGCGACUGAUUCCGGCAGCUCAAGCGCUUCUACCACGUCCACCAGCAGUGGCGCCGGCGUUCCUCAGAAGACCGCUGGACCCGUCGGCAUCAUUGCUGCCGCCGGCCUUGCCAUGCUCAUGCUCUAAUUCCCUGAUGGCCCUUUUUUUGAUGUUUCGCGUUGCACAUGUCUGAUAUAUAAUACCCUAUCAUUGUCUCAUAAUCCUCGACUUACUAAACAUCUUUCGCGCUCGGCGUGGGAACUUGGCGCUGAGUCUAUCUCUCAUGACAAGGAAAAUAGGAACAAGGUGAAUGGACAUGAACUGGGAAGGUUAAUGAGGGUUAAUGACUCAUAUGGUUUAUCGUUGAUUUUCUUUUUUUAAUUGGGCCAUGAGAAAAUAUAUCAAAGAUUCGGUAAUUAAUUGCUGGUAAUGAACCAGAGCAAUGUGGUAUGGAAAAGAGGAAUGAAUGAAGCUCAGGCUCAGGGCGAAUUGGAAUGCAAUCCUUACUUGCCUGUCGGACGAGAGACUCUAGACUAUCGUUUCCCUUGUCAUGAUAUGACACCCAGAUCUGGCACUGCCUAGGUAAACGGGCUGGAUCUCUUGCUCUCAUUUACAGGACAUUAAUAAAUAAUUUUGGUGCAACUUGCAAUU